Molecule: messenger RNA, 1650 nt
Organism: Nerophis ophidion (straightnose pipefish)
Lineage: Eukaryota; Metazoa; Chordata; Actinopteri; Syngnathiformes; Syngnathidae
Gene: tfb1m
Product: transcription factor B1, mitochondrial
Exons: 9
Coding region: 217-1302 (361 amino acids)
Biological process (GO): transcription initiation at mitochondrial promoter; rRNA methylation
Cellular component (GO): mitochondrial matrix
Molecular function (GO): rRNA (adenine-N6,N6-)-dimethyltransferase activity; mitochondrial transcription factor activity
Source: RefSeq, a predicted model, not a curated record
UGCCAAAACAAAGUGUUAAUGCUGCGCUAAAUGAAUGAAUGAAUGAAUGAAAAAAUGCAUUAAUUAAAUUCAUGAAUGAAUGAGGGCGUGUCACGGAACCGCAUGGCUGCCGUUUAGUUACCCCGAGAUGCAAGAACCAGAAGGGCUGAGAGCAGCACCCACGAGACAUCCAGUAAACACAGCGUGAGACUGACCCCGAGUGUUUAUUUAAUUGGAAUGGCUGCCUCUGGAAAGCUUGCAUCUUUCCGCCUACCUCCCUUGCCCACUGUCAGUGAGUUGAUAAAGCUGUACAAGCUGCGAGCUGAGAAACAGCUUUCUCAGAACUUCCUGUUGGACUUAAAGCUCACAGACAAAUUAGUGCGCCAGGCCGGCAAUUUGAAAAAUGCUUACGUGUGUGAAGUUGGUCCGGGUCCCGGUGGCUUGACGCGCUCCAUUCUGAACGCUGGGGCUUCAGACCUGCUUGUGGUGGAGAAGGAUUCACGUUUCAUCCCCGGAUUAACGUUGUUGUCUGAGGCAGCACCGGGCAAGAUGAGGAUUGUCCAUGGUGACAUUCUUACUUACAAAAUGGACAGAAGAUUCCCAACAAGUAUCUGUAAGCCUUGGGAGGAAGAUCCACCAAACCUUCACAUCAUAGGGAAUUUGCCCUUCAACGUGUCCACCCAUCUCAUCAUCAAAUGGCUAGAGAACAUGGCUAACAGGACUGGUCCUUUCGCUUAUGGACGCACCCAACUUACGCUCACCUUCCAGAAAGAGGUGGCAGAGAGGUUGACAGCCAGCACGAAGAGCAAACAGAGGAGCCGCCUGUCUAUCAUGGCUCAGUAUCUUAGCACAGUCCACCACUGUUUCACCAUCCCCGGAAGGGCUUUCGUUCCCAAACCAGAGGUGGAUGUUGGAGUUGUUCACUUCACUCCUCUGGUUGAGCCUCAAAUCCAGCAGCCCUUCAAACUGGUGGAGAAAGUGGUGAGGAAUAUUUUCCAGUUCCGCAGGAAGUUCUGCCACAAAGGAAUCGGGAUGUUGUUCCCUGAGGCCAGUCGUGACGCGCUGACAGAGGAGAUGAUGCACAAGGCAGACGUGACGCCCACCCUGCGGCCCACAGAACUCACCAUCCCCCACAUCAGGACGCUAGCAAACGUCUACGCUCAAAUGUGCGCCCGCGACCCGCACCUGAUCGGCUUUGAGUUCCGAGACGAGCUGCGACUGAAAAAAUUGUCCAGGCGCCAGAGGAGCGCAGAUGCCGAGUGGGACGGCGAAGAGCCCCCGGCGACCACGGUGAAAGGGACAGAGGAGACGAGCUCCUCUUAGCGGCGUUGACAUUUCCACCUGGCGCUGAGAUGCAUUUUUUAACACGCUUUUACACGCAACCAGCAGCAACAACUCAGCAUGUCUGCUUCAAGUUGGGGGACAUAAUGGAGUGUUUGUUGUAGAAUAGCUCAACUAUCAUGUGGGUGUAAAUAACAUGACUGCAUCAUGUCCAGGUCAUUUAUUUGUCUGUCACUUGGGAGGCGGAGUCACGUGGGAGGACGAUAAGCCAUGAGGACACAUGCGGAACGUGUGAUGUGUGGCGGGAAACCAUAUCUCAUAUCUUUUUUUUUCAUUACUGUAACUCACCGCUAUGAUGUCACAUUGGUUUCUAAUAAACAAAAAAAGUCA